Molecule: messenger RNA, 834 nt
Organism: Phytomonas sp. EM1
Lineage: Eukaryota; Euglenozoa; Kinetoplastea; Trypanosomatida; Trypanosomatidae
Source: the annotation of a GenBank genome assembly
GAUAACUAUAAUAAAUAAUAGCAAAAAAAAAAUAAAGCAAAAGAAGAAAGGGCGCAAGUUAGGAUUUAAUGAAAUGGCUUAGACGUCUGCUGGUGAGACGAAAGCGGACUCCGAUGCCGCCGAAGCCGUAUGUUGAUACCUCCUCUGCGGGAAGGCAUAUGGUUGACAGACGACUCUAUGAUUCUGGCGAUCUAAAGCACAUCGAUCCGGAAAAGCCGCACUGGCAGGAGCCCUGCUAUGAAUCACGCGAGCGGGUCCCGUUUUUUGACUUCUUCGGGUUUAAUCGUGAUUGGAGCUGGAGUCUCUUUAAGCUGGCGACGCUGCUUUUUAUUGGCGUGAUGUAUUGUGAGAUACGGACUUGGGUUUAUGCAAAGGAUGAUGCCUUCAAGUUGUACAGCACGCCGAUGAUCUCGCCAGUCCCCGCUUAUGCUCGAGAUGAUAAGGCUACGGAGGAGGAACUGAAAAGGGCCGGCUACAGUUACAUCGGGGUGAGGAACUUGGAUAACCUGGGCUUGACCGAUUCGUUGAAGUCGCCGUCGAAACCCUCUUUUUGACGGAAAGGACGGCAACGGUGGUGGGAUGGAAAGCGCUUUGGCGUAUGUUUUGUGGGAGAUCCCACAUUCUCCUUAUUUUUUUACUCACGUUUCAUGUUUUCUGAGUGAUGGAGCAGAUUAACGUCUUUUAUCGUUUAUAUAUUUACUUUUAAUAGAAGCUAGACAUGAUUGCUGGGUUUUAUUAUUAGCAAAGGUAUCUAUGAGGCGUUUACUUUCUCAUGCUAUUUUCUGCUUUGAGGUUUAUUAUGACGAUGUUUACUCCUGCAAACGCACGUCCACA